AUGGUCAACAGCUCAAUUGUCAAACACGUCGUUUUAAAAAAUAAUCGACCGCGUGUGUGUCUGACGCUCUCUCUCUCUCCCUCUGUGUGUCUUUGCCACACACUCUCUCUCUCCCUCUGUGUGUCUUUGCCACACACUCUCUCUCUCCCUCUGUGUGUCUUUGCCACACUCUCUCUCUCUCUCCCUCUGUGUGUCUUUGCCACACUCUCUCUCCCUCUGUGUGUCUUUGCCACACUCUCUCUCCCUCUGUGUGUCUUUGCCACACACUCUCUCUCUCUGUGUCUUUGCCACACUCUCUCUCUCUGUGUCUUUGCCACUCUCUCUCUCUCUCUCUGUGUCUUUGCCACACUCUCUCUCUCUCUCUGUCUUUGCCACUCUCUCUCUCUCUGUGUCUAUGCCACACACACUCUCUCUCUGUGUCUAUGCCACACACACUCUCUCUCUCUCUGUGUCUUUGCCACACACACUCUCUCUCUCUCUCUGUCUUUGCCACACACACACUCUCUCUCUCUCUGUCUUUGCCACACACACUCUCUCUCCCUCUCUCUCUCCCUCUGUCUUUCUCUCUCCCUCUGUCUUUCUCUCUCCCUCUGUCUUUCUCUCUCCCUCUGUCUUUCUCUCUCCCUCUGUCUUUCUCUCUCCCUCUGUCUUUCUCUCUCUUUCUCUUGCAUUUCAAUAGACACCCGGCACUCUUUCUCGUCAUAG
Acanthosepion pharaonis is the source of this 705-nucleotide messenger RNA. Lineage: Eukaryota; Metazoa; Mollusca; Cephalopoda; Sepiida; Sepiidae. The record is from the annotation of a GenBank genome assembly.